ACCGCGUCAUCAUGCGAGUCAACAACAAGGUUAAUGCUAAAUCAUGAAGAUCCGUUCAUGCAUGUAUAUUCACUGGUAGUAUUCAAUAUGUUGUGCGAGCAAACAGAGCGAAACACGCUCGUUGAGAUUUACUAUUUAAGUGCACCGGAGACCCGCAACUGGCGAAAAUUAUUGGCAUUGGGCGACACUUUAGAGCAGCAACUUAAACGUAAGCUGCUUUGGGUUUGGCCCACAGCUGCCGAUUUGCUGGCAUUCAACAAAUUACUGAGGCUCCAUAAUAUACAGAACAUUCUCAGUGUUGGGUGUGGUAGUGGAUUGCUUGAAUGGUUGUUAGCUGCUGCUGCAACGGAGGAUGAAAAUCCGAUUGCGUUCUACGGCUUGGAAAUCGAUCGGAAUUGGUGGAAUAGCAAAUACGCAUUACGCAGCUUUAUCCCAUUGAACUUUGUGGAAGAUGCCCCCGAUGGCAAAUUGGAUUCUGAUUUUCUACGUCACAGUUGCUGCGGCUCACAACCUAGUGCCUUGCUCUUUUGCUACUUCAACAAUCGUCAAGCAUUUCUCGAGUACUUAUGUGUAUACAAAGGCAAGUGGCUAAUAAUAAUUGGACCGAAGCCCUCGCAGGGCAUACACACAGAUCCCGAUGCCAUGCAUCCAAACUUUCCUGUGGACGAGCAUUGGGUAUUGCACGACUGUCUCCACUGGACUGAACUAAACAUUGUCACAUUCUAUGAAAAAAUUGAUUAAGCUAGUAGUAAUUAUACAUUUAAUAUACAUUUAUGUAAACAAUAUACAUUACUGGCAUGCAAACUA
Messenger RNA from Scaptodrosophila lebanonensis, 807 nucleotides. RefSeq lists its product as uncharacterized. NCBI's taxonomy places the organism in Eukaryota, Metazoa, Arthropoda, Insecta, Diptera, Drosophilidae. The coding region runs from base 34 to 741 and encodes 235 amino acids. The record is from RefSeq and is a predicted model, not a curated record. The transcript has a single exon.